AUGUUUCUAUAUUUUAUUACAUAUCUGUGUAUUUUCCAUAAUAAUAUAUAUUCUGUAGAAUUAAAUAAAAAUAAUAAAUAUAAUUUUAUAAAUAAUGUAUAUAAUAUAAAGUAUAGAACUAAAAUACGUGCUAUUCAUGAGAAAACUGGAGGUAAAAUAAUAGGACAUGGUCAUUCUUAUCCUUCAACUGAAAUUUAUAAUGACGAAUUAAAAAAAUAUGUUGAUACCAAUG
Plasmodium reichenowi is the source of this 232-nucleotide messenger RNA. RefSeq names its product oxoacyl-ACP synthase. The transcript has 2 exons. The record is from RefSeq and is a predicted model, not a curated record. The annotation marks the transcript as partial. Lineage: Eukaryota; Apicomplexa; Aconoidasida; Haemosporida; Plasmodiidae.